CUCAUCGUCGUCCUGUUUCAAUCAACGCAGUACGGACUAACAAACUCUCGCGGGGGAGGGGUGGGGGGGUUGACAACAACACAGGUUUAUCUCCUCCAACGUGCACUUUGACUCCCGGAGCGACAAAUCAACACAUCGUCGCCGCUAUAUAAACGGACGAGGCCGGCCGAGGAACCAACCUGAUUUUCCUCAUCACACUUCCGGAGGGGAAUACACUCCAUCAUCAUGAACAAGCUGUUGGUUGUCACUGUGCUGUUUGCGCUCCUUGCUGUCAGCGCCGAAGGCUUCCGAAUGCCGAGGCAGGCCAAGGAUGAGGAGUGGGGCCCGCUCACCACGUUCUGCAACACAAUCAAGUCUUACUACAACGGGGCGGUCGACACCGUGACCGACUACGUGGAGACCGUCAAGGGCCUGAAGCUGGAGGAGAAAGUCAAGAAUUUUUACACGGAAACCACCACCAUUUUGAGCACCUACAACAGCAUCGCACAGGACCAGCUCUAUCAUCUGUUUACGGGUCAGCAGUAGGACGCCAAGAAAUGGCCCGACCCAAAACCACAACAGCAACUGCUGGAAUGGAAACGGACUAAAAUGGCU
This is a messenger RNA of Hippocampus zosterae (dwarf seahorse), 594 nucleotides long. It is a transcript of the gene apoc2, whose product is annotated as apolipoprotein C-II. Gene Ontology annotation, cellular component: chylomicron. Gene Ontology annotation, biological process: lipid metabolic process; lipid transport. Lineage: Eukaryota; Metazoa; Chordata; Actinopteri; Syngnathiformes; Syngnathidae. Gene Ontology annotation, molecular function: enzyme activator activity. Bases 226 to 525 code for a protein of 99 amino acids. The transcript has 4 exons. The record is from RefSeq and is a predicted model, not a curated record.